CUCUCUCUCUCUGAAGUCAUCUCUUUUGCAGAACAGGAACUUAAUUACCGCGCAAGAGAGUAAAGCUGGCACACAUGGAUCAUUAUCAUCAUCAUCAUCAUGAUCAGUAUCAUCCGCAGGUGGCUCUUAACAAUAAUAAUAUUAGUAAUAAUAAUAAUCCGUACCACAGUAAUAUCACAGCAGCAGCAAGAACAGCAGCAUCUUCAGCAAGAACGGCAGCAGCAACAAUGUUGGAUCAGAAGAAGAUGACAAGACCACAAGAGCCACUAAACUGUCCAAGAUGCAACUCGACAAACACCAAGUUCUGUUACUACAACAACUACAGCCUGUCACAGCCAAGGUACUUGUGCAAGACUUGCCGUAGAUACUGGACCGAAGGCGGUUCUCUCCGCAAUGUUCCUGUCGGCGGAGGUUCUAGAAAGUCCAAGAAGCUUCCACAAACCAUCAUGACAUCAUCCCCUUCAUCUUCUUGUUCUCCUUCAACGGCCAAGAUCCUCCCUGAUCUCAACCCUCCAUUUGUAUUCCCUUCAUCGUCAUCAUCAGCCCACCUGCAAAACCCUAGCAAGAAUAUUGACCACCAUGACCUCAACCUCUCCUUCUCAGGCGCCAUGCAAAGCACGCGUGGCCAGGGUCAUUUCGGCCAUUUCACCGGCCCUCUUGGCACGUCUCCCUCGGGAGGGCAGAUCUGCCUCUUCGGCCCGGGGGGGCUCGGACCGAGCACGGGGAUGAUCCAGUUCCAUCAAGAUUAUGAUAACAAAGGGAGUCUUGGGUUUUCAUUGGAUGGGCAGGAGGAGAUUGGUAACAGUGUUGUUAAUGGAGGGGGUAGGGUCAUGUUCCCUUACGAAGACAUCAAACAGCUUAUCCCGACCGCGACCACGACAACAAGUCACGAUGAUCGCGUUCAAGAUCUUUAUGGCCAUGAUCUCCAGAAGCAUGAAGCUACUAACAAGAGACAAGGCGGAUCAAGCAAUGAGCUCUGGAGUGGGAUUAUCUUGGGUGGUGGACCAACGUGGUGAUGAUGACGAGUAAUCAAGAAGACAAGAAAAAUCAAAAACUUUCAAAGGAGAUACAGUUACCAACUAUACAGAAUCAUAAGAUUUUCGAAUCUCAGACCCGGAAGAGACGCGUUGGGAGCAUGAUUGCUUCCCACUUUUUCCUGUUCGCUUUCUUGUCUUUGUCCACUUGUAGUCUCCUUUUGCCUCGUUGUUUAGUACCAUUUAACAUACUUGUGUUAUGUACAGUGGCAUAUAUAUUAUGUAUAUGUAGGCUUCCGUUUUUUUUC
Molecule: messenger RNA, 1282 nt
Organism: Tarenaya hassleriana
Lineage: Eukaryota; Viridiplantae; Streptophyta; Magnoliopsida; Brassicales; Cleomaceae
Product: dof zinc finger protein DOF4.1
Exons: 2
Coding region: 75-1016 (313 amino acids)
Biological process (GO): regulation of DNA-templated transcription
Molecular function (GO): DNA binding; DNA-binding transcription factor activity
Source: RefSeq, a predicted model, not a curated record